AGUUCUCUCCGACCAUCAGGUUACAUUGUAGCGAAACAUCUCGGGAGCCGGGGGGGGGAAGAACCGACAGCCAGCGGUCAGACAGUCGUCAUUGUGUCCGUAACACAAGUUCUACCAUGUCCGCGUAUGUGACUCUCUAUUGACGGCGUUUCCGUGAUGUCCGUUGUCGCGGCAGAGGCGUUUCCGUGGUGGCCGAACUGAAAACUUAAGGAGCAAACUUUGAGCGAGGAGCCUGAGACUUUCUCCAGACUUCCACCACCCCCCGGCCCUCCUCCCCCCUCCCACCCGUUAUCAUUCAAACUAAGUAACUCCGCAAUGGCACACACCGCUUCUGUUUCGACUUGGGCAUUUGUUUUUAGUUUUUACUUCGGCGUGUCGAAGUGUUACUUCGCUAUACCGCUCAAAAUGUACGCAGGAAGAUACAAUAUAUCGUCGGCCGUCGAUUUGACCCGACGCGUCCCGUUAACGUCUGAUGAAAACGGCCUGUCUCUGGCCUCUGAUCCGACCGGGACCGUGAACUUUCUGGACAUGGUCAACAACCUGCAAGGGGACUAUGGAAGAGGCUACUACAUAGAAAUGUUACUUGGUACUCCUGGUCAAAAGGUAAACAUCCUGGUGGAUACGGGAAGUAGUAACUUCGCCGUGGCUGCAGCUCCACACCAAUAUAUUACUCACUUCUUCGACACUGCGCUCUCCAGUACCUACCAGUCAUCUGGCCAGACUGUGGCUGUCAGGUACACUCAGGGCAACUGGGAAGGUGAACUGGGCACUGACCGUGUCUCCAUUCCCAAAGGCCCAAAUGGGACUAUCACCAUCAACAUAGCUGCCAUCCUGUCAUCUGAGGGCUUCUUCCUCCCUGGGGUCAACUGGCAGGGCAUCCUGGGACUGGCCUAUCCCAUGCUGGCAAGGCCUGACUCGUCUGUGGAGCCCUUCUUCAACUCUUUGGUGCAACAGCUGGGAAUUCCCGACAUCUUUUCCCUCCAGAUGUGUGGUGCUGGCACUUCAGCCAGCAGCACAGUGGACCCCCUUGUCGGCAGCCUUAUCAUGGGAGGGGCUGAACCAACUCUGUAUCGGGGGUCAGUGUGGUACACUCCUAUAGUAGAGGAAUGGUACUACCAAGUGGAGGUUUUGAAGCUGGAGGUCGGCAACCAGAAUCUGGAACUGGACUGCAGAGAGUAUAACAUGGAUAAAGCUAUAGUUGACAGUGGGACCACGCUGCUGCGUCUUCCUGUCAACGUCUUCAAUGCGGUGGUAGAAGCCAUCACGCGCAGCUCUCUGAUACAGACCUUUUCUUCUGGGUUCUGGGAUGGCAGCAAGCUUGCAUGCUGGAUGAAGGGAGAGACCCCCUGGAGGUUUUUUCCCAAGCUGUCCAUCUACCUAAGGGCCACAAACACCAGCCAGUCCUUCCGCAUAACCAUCCUGCCUCAGAUGUACAUUCAGCCAAUCACAGACGUGGACGGCACGUUGGAAUGCUUCCGUUUUGGAUUGUCUUCGUCGGCUACCGGCCUGGUGAUCGGCGCUACUGUGAUGGAAGGCUUCUACGUGGUGUUCGACCGAGCCCAGCGGAGACUGGGCUUUGCACUCAGCAGCUGUGCAGUGAGCGACGGAGAGGCUCUUUCAGAGAUCGCAGGGCCGUUCUCAGCAGCAGACGUGGCGGCCAACUGCUCCGGCGGGCCGCCGAAGGAGCCUCUGAUGUGGGUGAUCUCCUACGCCCUGAUGGCGGUCUGCGUGAUGGUCCUCAUCAUCCUGUUGCUCCUGCUGGUCCUGCCGUGCCGCAGAAACCGCGCCGGGGAGAUCACCGACGAGUCCUCUCUGGUCCGCCACCGCAUCAAGUGACUGAGGGGAGACGGGUGGGCGGACGGGGCGAACAGCCAGCAGAACCCAUCCACAGCGCCGCUGAGAGGGGUGACAGUGACACGCGCCUCCGAAUGUCUGACUGAUUCUAGUCUGCAAUCAACGGCCUGGCCCGUGGAGAUAGACACAGACAGAUCAACCACCUCUUGACAGGAGAAUCCACCCCAAAAACUCUUCCUCAAAACGUCUGGCGGUGACGAAUUUAUGGUUCCAAAUUCUUGUUUGACGGUGACUAUUGCUUAUUCUCCAUCAUGUCAUGUGUGACACAGGGACAUUCAGCUUGGUGGUAGAAGGAGAAGCGAUGCGAUUUCUCCACUGACUGUAGGAAGUCAGUAAUGUGAUGUCGCUACAGAGCAGUUUUUAGUAAUGGGUAUGAAUUACUUUUUCUCGACUAUUAGUAUUGCUCUACCCGAAACUACAGAUACAGACAGAGGGGUGAACCAAAGUAUAAAACACUUUCAUCUCCAGACGCACACUAAACGGCACACUGACGUAUGACAGUAUCACAAUAGCUAAGGGUGGAAUUCUCCUUAUUGACGAUAAGGACAGCAGGUGGGGAGGAGGCGCUCAACAACCAUCGGCGCAUUCUUUAACAAUAUAAACGCUACUGAUUUCCUUUCCAGGCAAACUGUAUUAUUCAUGUCUAGAUGGGACCUCUGAAGAUUUCCCUUUCCAGUCCAAUCCGUGAAGGAAUGUUUCUUGUGCCUUGUUCUAGUUUGACGUUUACCUCCAGUCCUCUACGAAGUGAAAUCGAUGCCUGUGUAUGUUGAAGUUCUGGGGAAAAGCUGCUCAAACAAUCACUGAUGAUAGGAAGAGGUUACGCGCGUUUACAGUGCCGGAGUGCCUUUUUAAGCUCAGCUCACUGCGAAUACAAAAACAAAAAAAA
Molecule: messenger RNA, 2740 nt
Organism: Cyclopterus lumpus (lumpfish)
Lineage: Eukaryota; Metazoa; Chordata; Actinopteri; Perciformes; Cyclopteridae
Gene: bace2
Product: beta-secretase 2
Exons: 9
Coding region: 316-1836 (506 amino acids)
Biological process (GO): amyloid-beta metabolic process; membrane protein ectodomain proteolysis
Cellular component (GO): endosome; trans-Golgi network; membrane
Molecular function (GO): aspartic-type endopeptidase activity
Source: RefSeq, a predicted model, not a curated record